AUGCCAUUUAAACGCGACCCAGGAGGCCCUGGCAAUGCAAUACAAGAAACACAGACUGGCCAAUGCUGCGCUACAGUGCAACAAACACAAACUUUUCAAGUGCCGGUUGAGUUGAUGCAACAAAAGGGAGCGUGUCCAGGCUUGAUUCCACAAGGACUACUAGGUGGAUUGUUGCCACAACCAGAUGCAUGUUUGGGUGGAUUGAUGCCACAACCAGAUGCAUGUUUGGGCGGAUUCAUGCCACAACAAGAAGUAUGCCCGGGUGGAUUAAUGCCACAACAACAAGUAUGUCCGGGUGGAUUAACGCCACAAGUAUGUCCGGGUGGAUUAACGCCACAACAACAAGUAUGUCCAGGUGGAUUAAUGCCACAACAACAAGUAUGUCCGGGUGGAUUAACGCAACAACAAGUAUGCCCGGGUGGAUUAACGCCACAACAAGUAUGCCCGGGUGGAUUAAUGCCACAACAACAAGUAUGUCCGGGUGGAUUAAUGCCACGACAAGGAACAUGUUCGGAUGGACUCAUGCAACAACAAGAGGGUUUGUGCGGGCAAAAGCAACAGCAACAACAACAAGGAGGUCGGUUACUGCAACAGCAAGCAGGUAUGGGUGGCUUAAUGCAACAGCAAGCAGGAUUGGGUGGACUAAUAAAGCAAUGUCAACAAGGUUUUGGAGGAUUAAAGCAAGCGCAACAAGCAGGUUGUCCUGGGUUAGUGCGACCAGGAUUCCAGGGUGGAUUAGGCAGACCAUGUCUACCACAAGUAGGAUUCCCAUAUGGGUUAGGCGGACGGCAACGUGGAAUGUGUAGGGGUAUGCUACCAGCAGGGUUUCAACCUGGACUGUACGAGUCUGUGCCACAGCAAGCUGAAUUGGAUGGGUCAAUGCAGCCACACCAAGGAUUGCAAUACGGAUUGGAUGAACCAAUUCAACCACAAUUAGGGUUGCAACCUGGAGUGGGGCCACAACAACCAACUGGUUUGGAGUCAAUGCAACCGCAAUUUCAACGAGGGAUGUAUGAGCCAGGGCAACCGCAACAAGCUGGGUACCAUCGUGGUUUGAAUGAACCACUGAACCCACAACAGGCUACAUACCAACGUGGAUUGAAUGAACCACUGAACCCACAACAGGCAGGAUACCAACGUGGAUUGAAUGAACCGCUGAACCCCCAAUCAGCUGGAGUCCAACCUGCGUUGGGAGAUCCAAUGGGGCAACAACAACCAGGAUUAAAACAUGAAGUCGAGUCACCGCAACCACAAACAGAGUCGCAAUCUGGACCGGAUGAGUCAAAAAAGAAAAAAAGGAAAGAAAGAUAA
Messenger RNA from Leguminivora glycinivorella, 1311 nucleotides. RefSeq names its product actin cytoskeleton-regulatory complex protein pan1-like. The transcript has a single exon. The coding region runs from base 1 to 1311 and encodes 436 amino acids. Lineage: Eukaryota; Metazoa; Arthropoda; Insecta; Lepidoptera; Tortricidae. The record is from RefSeq and is a predicted model, not a curated record.